Chroicocephalus ridibundus (black-headed gull) is the source of this 1125-nucleotide messenger RNA. RefSeq names its product NADP dependent oxidoreductase domain containing 1 (gene NOXRED1). Gene Ontology annotation, molecular function: pyrroline-5-carboxylate reductase activity. Gene Ontology annotation, biological process: L-proline biosynthetic process. The record is from RefSeq and is a predicted model, not a curated record. Lineage: Eukaryota; Metazoa; Chordata; Aves; Charadriiformes; Laridae.
AUGUCUGCAAGGAGAAACCCUGAGAAGGGCUGGGGUCUCACACUGCAGGUGUGGGACAUUACAGAGCCUUUCAAGUCCUCUCAGGCUGAUGAAGCAGUCAGUGAGGAGGCCUUGAUGCAUCUGACGAGGUGCUGCAAGGGGCUGGCAGCGAACACGUGUGCCCAUGCCAUCUUCUGCAAACUUCUCCAUGACCUCAGGCAGAGUGGGAGUGAGAAUGGUUUGCUGACUUCCCUGGGGGACGGCCAUGGCCUGAAAGUUGGGAUUAUUGGCAAGGGCCACCUUGAGAAGUAGAUGGCCUGAGUGCUCCUGAUGCUGAGCUGUGCUCUGCAGUCCAGUAUCCGUGUUUCCACCAGGCACCCUGAGAGCCUGGCAGAGCUGCAGAAGCAGGGGCUCACGUGCUGUGACGACAACGCUCAGCUGGUGGCCUGAGCAGAUGUUGCAUUCCUCUGCUGCCUCCAGUCAUACACGCCGUCCAUCUGCUGCAUUGUUCGGCUGCCUGCCACCCAGAAAUCUAGCAUUGUGCACAGCCUUGUCACCGCCGUCCCCCUCCUCAGGAGCUACGGUGUUCAUCAUGCCGUGAUGGCUGAACAGGUAUACGACUUCAUAUGCAGGAAAAUAAGAGUCAAUGCUGAAUGGCUGGUGGCCGUUUUCUGCGCAGCUCUGAACAGCAGCACAUGGCAGAGCCUGCCUCACCAGAAGGCACUGAAAUUACUCAGUGACCUCUGUUCUCCUGAGUGCUGCCCCAUCUGUGCAGAGCAGAAAACUUCCUGACCGCAGUUUGUGUGCAAGAGUUUUGUCAACAAAGGUUUUGGCUCUUCAGUGACUCAAGAGGAAGCCUUCCCGUGGUUUGACCUGAGAGCUGCUCAGCUGACAGAGCCUCCUUUUACCCAGCUGCUAGAAAAGAGUGAGCUUGUCUGAUGCCAUCUUGCUCUACCAUACCAGGCAUCCUUUGGAGACUGGCCUACAAAGCAAUGGGGACUAAUCGUCACCAAGACAUCUCUUACUUCAGCUGUAAUGGAGCCUGGUGUAACGUUGGAUGACAAGUCUCCAUUCUCCACAGCCGCUUCUGACAUGUCCUCAGAAAUCCCAGAGGAAAAUGCUGACUAUGAUUCUAAAUCCUCAUAA